This is a messenger RNA of Leucoraja erinaceus (little skate), 3764 nucleotides long. RefSeq names its product interferon alpha-21-like. The coding region runs from base 1807 to 2163 and encodes 118 amino acids. Gene Ontology annotation, biological process: defense response. Gene Ontology annotation, molecular function: cytokine receptor binding. The record is from RefSeq and is a predicted model, not a curated record. Gene Ontology annotation, cellular component: extracellular region. Lineage: Eukaryota; Metazoa; Chordata; Chondrichthyes; Rajiformes; Rajidae. The transcript is spliced from 2 exons.
CAAUCAGUACAAUUAAUUAGGUCAGUGAAUCUAGUCGGAGAAUCAGGGCGGGACAGGAUUGUCGCAGUGUAAGCGCGAGCCGUGUGGAGGAGGCGUAGACAGAAGGAAAACGAUUAAAGUCUGACGCACGGGAACAGACAAAGUAAAUGAUCAAUGUAGCGAGUGGGCGGGCGAGCCUCGCUGAAGGAGUGGGUAGAUGGAGUAGACGCCAGUCAGUUCCACUUCCCACUUGCCGACUGAAAUGAAGGUUCAGCAGAGCGGUCACCCAAACUGCGUCUCGUUUGUCUACUGUCGCGGAGAACACGCGGUGUGUGGGAUACGCGGUUAAUAAAUCGCAUGCAGAGCUGUAUCGCUUCGCGUGGGAUUAGGGGAGAGGAGGGGAGGGGAGCCAAAAUGGCGGAUACGUUCAAAUAGUCCGUUGUAACACAAAAGGUUGCCCGAUAACAAACAAUGUUGUUAGAGAUAAUGUUGCUGUGAGUGUGAAUUGUGUACUGGAGCCGGACUUGACCGCUUCCCCUGUUGUAGGGACCCCCCCUGACCCGGCGGUGCGCAGCUGAAAGGACAUCAUUGGAAGUCAGGACAUUGAGCUUGACCGAAGUCACGGAGGGAGGCCAGGUGAGUGUACAUUUAUAAGCGGCAUUUAAUAUAUCCGCGAAUGUUCCCAUGGACAAUGAAUGUACGAGUCACAUGUAAAUUUAAUCAGGGACGCGGUGUUUUAAGUAUAAUCACAUCAUUUUGCCAAUUUUUAAUAAAUACCCACAACUACUGGGGUUUCAACGAACGCAGCAGUUCUGGGAAGAACGAUUUCAUAUCAUUUGAUUGAUGUAGUUAGUCUGCUAAGGUAGAACAUGACACCCAAUGCUGGAGUAUCUCAGUGGGUCAGGCAGCAUCACUGGACAAAAGGUAGAUGGAGUAGACGCCAGUCAGCUGUCCAGAGCUGUUUCCCGACCCAGCAUCAGCAGUUAUUUCCUACAUAAAGUGAACCGCGAGUUGUGUAGGAACGAACUGCAAAUUCUGGUUUAAAUCGAAUGUAGAUCGCAAUAUGCUGAAGUAACUCAGCGGGACAGACAGCAUCUCUGGAGAGAAGGAAUGGGUGACGUUUCUGGUCGAGACCAUUCUUCAGAUAGUAUCUGACCCGUCGAAAGAAGCUGUUCAAAUUGAUCUCACAGAACUGUUCUCGACGCAAAUGUGCCAACAUAAAUGUUUAUACAGGGUUCUCAAGACAACUUUUGCAAACACGCAUAAUCUACUGAUUAUUCUCUAACUUCAAUUAAACCUUGCUGUCCCUCUCUCUCCGUGCCUCUCCCUUCCUAGAUCUCCGACCACUCUGAUUGUCCACAGAUUAGAUUUUAUCACUGUUUACUUCGUAGUCACCUUCUCCUAGCUAACAGUGAUCUUUUCUACAUUUUCCUUGAGCUUUAUCCCCUUUGAUUUCUCGUUGUUAAAUUUUACUCUUCCUUAUCUUUGUAUCCUCCUCUCCCCGGACUCUCAUUCUGAAGACGGUCUCGAUGCGAAACGUCACCCUGUUCCUUCUACCCGGAGAUGCUGCCUGGCCCGCUGAGUUACUCCAACUUUCUAUCUUGGGUGUAAACCAGCACCUGCAGUUCCUACGUACACAUCUGUAUGCAGUUCCUUCCACACUGGAGCACACUAUGACUCUAUGGCUCUAUGACAUCUAUUGAUACUAUUCGAUUUGGAAAUUAGUGUGAUAUUGUCCCCUCCCGGCCGUUCUCACGGGUCCAUGGCCGCGCUGAUGUCGCUCAUUGUCGUGUGCAGGCCCCGAAAACGCUCCUUGUUGUCGACCAAAUGUUACGUCAAUUUAGAAAGAUCUACAGCAUGAACCUGGCCUCGGUCACAUGGCUCCAGGACAAGGUGGAGAAUUUCAGGCUUCUCCUGGAUAGGCAGAUCAGAGAGCUGAAAAACUGUGUGAGGAAGAAAGGCUCCGAGACCCGGCCACAGAGAAGCGCCGCGAUUCACAACUACUUCAAGAAACUCCGCAAGUUUCUUAAACGGAAGAAAUUCAGCGCCUGCGCCUGGGAAGUAACGCGCGCCGAGACCAGGGCGUGUUUACAACAAUUGCCUCUAGUAAUGACAAGAAUCCGGGCCCGUACGAAGCUUUUCAAAAAGGGGGGUGGCAUGAUAGAUUACAAUAAUUUUAUGUGAAAUAAUGUGCGCGCAGCGCGAAGACCCUUGUGCCCGGGGUCCAGGUCCCGCCCAGGAAGCUCUGGGGUUUUAGAUGCUCUCUGGUGCAUUCCGAGCCUUAUCUUGGAGCAUUUUUGCACCAAAUAUAUGACCAAUAUUUCAGAACUAAUUUUGUGCGUGUCAAGAGUAAUAAGUGGGUGGAAUAGGGUGAUUGGGCUCAUUGCUGUAUACAUUUAAAAAAAUCAAGAAUUGAAGGUCCUUGUUUUAAUAAUCAAGUUGUACUGUUGUAAAAUGUUAUGUAAAUUGUUAUAAAGGAGCAUGCAAAUAAAAUACUGUAAGUUUUUGCAGUAAAGAAAACCUCUUGCACGAAAACGAACGAGUCAUCUUAACCACCCCCCAACUAUUGGCCGCUGUCCCAUUCACCUUCGGUCCCGUCAACAUAAUUUAGCCAGCGGUAGAGUUGCUACCUUACAGCUUCAGAGAGCCGGCUUCGUUCCUGGCCACGGGUACUGUCUUUACGGAGUUUGUACGUUCCCUCGUGACCCAUGUGGUUUUUCUCCACGUACUCCGGUUUCCUCCCACACCCCAAAGACGUAGGAUAAUUGGCUUGGGAUAGUUGUAGAUUGUCUCUAGUGUGUGUGCGAUAGUCGUAGUGUGCAGGGCUCUUUGGUCGGCGUCGACUUGGUAGGCCGAAGGGCCUGAUUCCACGUUGUGUCUCUAAAGUAAACUGAAUAAGCUCUGCACCCUGUAUACUGCAUACUUUAACUGUAAGUCUGACACAUGAAUCAUACAGAAAUAUUCAGAUGACGCAGCGAUUGUGGCAUGCGAAAGGAACGUGCAAUAGGAGGAAUACAGGAACUUGACCAGUGCCUUCUGUGUCUGGAGUAAAGAUAACUGUCUCAUCCUGAACACAGCUAAGACUAAAGAGAUUGUGAUUAACUUUGGCAGGUCCAAGCUCCACCUUCAGCCGGUCAGCGCUGCAGGGGCUGAUAUUGAGGUGGUGCAGACAUAUAUAUACCUUGGAGUGCACCUGGAUAACAAACUGGACUGGUCUGUUAAAUCUGACGCCCUCUACAAAAAAGGCCAAAGCAGACACUUUUUCCUCAGAAGGCUCAAAUCCUUCAAUGUGCGUAAUGAUAUGCUGUAUGUUUUACAACACUGUUGUUGCAAGUGUUGUUUUCUAUGCUGUUGUCUGCUGGGGCAACAGCAUUAGUGCAAAGACCAACAAAAAGCUGGACAAACUGGUUAAACGUGCUAGCUCAGUGCUGGAGGGGAGAGUGGACUCUGGGAUGGAUGUGCUUGAGAGGCGCAAGGUGCAGGUCAUCCUGAAAAACCCCGGUAAUUCUGGAGGGUCAAAAUAACACUCAGAACAACAACUGGCUCCUCUCCCUGCCUUGUAGAACGGAGCGGUUCAGGAGGUCCUUCACCCCUGCAGACAUUGGAUUUUAUAAUUCGGACCGCUAGGCUGUAGGGGGAUGCAUUUUUGCAUUUUGUAUUUUUAAUUGUUAAUUUUUGGUCUUUUAAAGUAUUUAUUGCUCUCAGGUAGUGUCCACAUUGUCUAUAUUACUAAAAGUAAGAUCUUGACCCUGUUUUUCUGUUUCGUGAUUUUGGAAAAAAAACAC